AUUUAUUCCAAAAUGAUUAAAGGAGUUUUAACUAAGUCUCAUGGAAUUGUUAUAAUAACGAUGUCAGGUCUAUUUACAUAAGCAAAUUGGACAUAUCAAAGUCUUUAAUAGUCUUCAUAGAAGCCAAAUGAUUUCUAAAAGGAUUUUCUUCAAUAUCAAAUGGCUCACUUUAUAAAUUAUGUACAAUUUCUAAUUAAUAAGUCUAUAAGUGGAUUUUUUUUCCCCAUUACAACUAGUGUAUUGCUGUCAGGAUUAUUAAUUUUGAGAUAAUACAACUAUCAUAUCGAUUAUGAAUAGGAGAAAUAAAAAUACUUUAAAUAUGCCUAGAUUUCAAUGAUUGGGCUCAUAAGUCUUUUAGGUUUGAGUGUACCAGGUAGAUUUAUUUUAUUGAAUAAACAUCGUUGA
This is a messenger RNA of Paramecium octaurelia, 405 nucleotides long. NCBI's taxonomy places the organism in Eukaryota, Ciliophora, Oligohymenophorea, Peniculida, Parameciidae. The record is from the annotation of a GenBank genome assembly.